Molecule: messenger RNA, 1804 nt
Organism: Gymnodraco acuticeps
Lineage: Eukaryota; Metazoa; Chordata; Actinopteri; Perciformes; Bathydraconidae
Gene: prlrb
Product: prolactin receptor b
Exons: 9
Coding region: 233-1714 (493 amino acids)
Biological process (GO): cytokine-mediated signaling pathway
Cellular component (GO): external side of plasma membrane
Molecular function (GO): protein binding; cytokine receptor activity
Source: RefSeq, a predicted model, not a curated record
GUGCCGGACACACCGGUUGUCAGGUGUGAAGAGAUCGUCCAUGUAAUGUAAAACUGAAGAAGGCUUCUCGUCUCUGUCGAUGUGUCAACACCAGUUUUAUGUAGCAAAACCCGCCCUGAAGAGGUAAAAACAAGGCACGCAGCCAACCCACGGGUUUAUAUCGCAUCAUUAACCGCUUGUUGGUAAUGUCACUUCCUGUUUCGGACCAAGCAGUGUGACGGUUUGUGCCAGGAUGAGGAGAGAUCUUCGGGGGGCACUGCUCCUGCUGCUGACUGCAGCUGUGCAGUCCAGCAGCAUGUCUGCACCAGGGAAACCGGUCCUGCUCAGCUGCAGGUCCCCAGAGAAGGAGACGUUCACCUGCUGGUGGGAGCCAGGCUCUGAUGGGGGGCUGCCCACCACCCACCACCUGUAUUACGAGAGAGAAAGAUUGGAGGGGACGUACGAGUGUCCGGACUAUCUGUCAGCUGGCAGGAACUCCUGCUUCUUUGACAAGAACCACACCUCCAUCUGGGUCGACUACUACCUGACUGUAAUGGCCUCCAAUGCCCUCGGGAAUGCCACUUCAGACCCCUUCAAGAUGGAUGUGAUGGAAAUCGUGAAGCCCGAUGCUCCUGGAAAUGUAACGCUGCGGGUGGAAGAGAGAGAGGCCAGUCCAUGUCUCCACGUCAGAUGGAUGCCUCCCUCUAACACAGACACCAAGUCCGGUUGGGUCACUAUUAAAUAUGAACUAAGGGUCAAAAAAGAUAACAGCAACAACUGGAAGGAGUACACGUCAGGCACGCAAACUCACUUCAGCCUGUACAGCGUCAGUCCUGGGGGGGUGUACACAGUGCAGGUCCGCUGCUUACUAGAUCACGGCUCCUGGAGCGAGUGGAGCAACACCACCUUUGUGAAAAUCUCCAACUAUCUUCAGAAUGAGAGACCGUUGUCGAUGUUGAUUUCUAUCCUCUCUGCCAUCCUAUUCAUAAUGGCAGGGUUGAUUUUAAUUGCGAAGAGGAAAUCGGUAAAGCAGUGGGUUCUCCCCCCUGUUCCUGGUCCAAAGAUAAGAGGAAUCAAUUCUCAACUUCUCCAGAGUGGGGGAUCUGACGACGUCGGCAAUGUCCUGAUCAUCAAACAGAGCUUUCCUCCUAUUUAUUUUGUCUGGGAGGACCAGAUGGAGGAUUACCUAAUUGUGACUGAAAAUGAAGAUUGGCUUUCGUCCAACUCUCAGAAAAGGAAGAAAAGCUUGAUUCCUGCUUGCUUCCACUUCGAUUCGGAAAUCCAUUCUAAAGAGUCACCCUGCCACCAAAAUGACUGGGAAAAGGAUGAGGAAAUUAGCCAAGUGGAUAACAACAACAAACCAUUCACGAACACAGGUUAUGUGGAUUUUCAGAGAAAUGUGGAAAACGUUGAUGUGAAGCAUGUGGACUACAGCAGAGUUAAAGAGGUGAAAAGUGACAAUAUUAUUUUCCUCGAGAAAGAAAAGGUCCAGAGCUCUGGCUACAUACACUUUCAGAGACAAGAGGGAAUACCAGAGGACUACAGCAGGGUGAAAGAGGUGGAGAGUGAUCAUUUGGUCGUCCUGCAGAAACAGAAUGCAGCUGACCUGUCCUGUAAAGACGAGGGAAACCACUACACAGACUGUGCCCUUCACAAGCCAAGAAAACCUCAUGUAUGCACAGAACUCAGCGAUAGUGGAUAUGUAGAUACAAUCCCUGCACCACCUUUGAUGUAAAGUUUUUGUUUUAUAUUCAGUGUACAAAUAUAAAAGUAAUAUGUCCUGAUUUAUUGUUGAGAGUUAAAGAAAAAGGCUGCAAAUAUUCUA